Molecule: messenger RNA, 760 nt
Organism: Mya arenaria
Lineage: Eukaryota; Metazoa; Mollusca; Bivalvia; Myida; Myidae
Product: ctenidin-3-like
Exons: 4
Coding region: 127-648 (173 amino acids)
Source: RefSeq, a predicted model, not a curated record
UGACGCUAGUUCCUGUUGGUUUACACAUAUGUCGACGCACCAGAAGCUCCAGGCGAUUGUCUUUGGUAUAAAUUCCCCGUGCGCAAGUGGCCGCCCACAGGUGUGUGGAUUGGAGGAAAAGCCAAGAUGAAGUUGUUAGCACUUGUACUGUUCUGCGUCGCCAAUGUGGCCAUUGUCCUCGCCAACUACAAGUACGGCGGUGGCAUGAGUUCGAUGGGCUAUGGAGGAUACGGAGGUUAUGGAGGAUACGGUGGUGGUGGUGUAGGGUUUGGCGGAUACGGCGGCGGAGGAUACGGCGGCGGCGGCGGAGGUUUCGGUGGCAUCUUCUCAAUGCUGAUCUACCUGUUCGUGUUCAUCAUUAUCAUCCGAGUACUGUUUAGCGGCAUUGGUGGCGGCAUAGGUGGUGGUAUUGGUGGUGGCGGAGGCGGCAGUAGCUAUGGUGGCGGUGGUAGCGGAGGCGGCAGUAGCUAUGGUGGCGGCAGUAAACACGGUGGCGGCAGUAGCUAUGGUGGCGGCAGUAGCUAUGGUGGCGACAGUAGCUAUGGUGGCGGCAGUAGCUAUGGUGGCGGCAGUAGCUAUGGUGGCGGCAGUAGUUAUGGUGGCAACAGUGGAGGUCAUGGCGAUGUCUGGAGUAACGACGGAUAUUGAACGUUUACGACAUAACGGAUAAACGGAUUCACAUUCUGAUUGAUGGACACACGAAUUAUGCUGUAACAUUUUAUGUGUUACCUGUUUUUAAAUAAAGUUUUUGAAGCAUCUA